Messenger RNA from Desarmillaria tabescens, 717 nucleotides. RefSeq names its product ribonucleoside-diphosphate reductase subunit M2 B. The coding region runs from base 1 to 717 and encodes 238 amino acids. The record is from RefSeq and is a predicted model, not a curated record. Gene Ontology annotation, molecular function: oxidoreductase activity. Lineage: Eukaryota; Fungi; Basidiomycota; Agaricomycetes; Agaricales; Physalacriaceae. Gene Ontology annotation, biological process: deoxyribonucleotide biosynthetic process. The transcript has 3 exons.
AUGUUUCAACACAUACUAGCAUUCUUCAUGACUGCGGACUCCAUUGUGGGAGAGAAUCUAGUACAACGCUUUAUGUGCAAGGUUCAAGUUCCAGAACUUCAGCUCUUUUAUGGUUUUCAAGGCAUGAUUGAAAACAUUCAUUGGGAAGUCUAUUCUCUUCUGAUUGAUACUUUGAUAUGGGACACCCAAGACACAGUGGGCCUUAAACUGGAUGUUGAGUAUGGGAUCGUAGCCUUUGCUGCGGUCGAGGGCAUAUUUUUCUCUGGCUCAUUUGCUACCAUCUUCUGGCUCAAGAAGAGGGGUCUAAUGCCCAGAAUGACUUUCUCCAAUGAGCUUAUCUCUCGUGAUGAGGCUCUGCACACACAAUUUGUGUGUUAUGUUUACUCCAACUUGAAGCAUCGUCUGGAAGAUGAUGUACUCUGCACAAUUGUUGUUGAUGCUUCAGAGGUUGAGCAAUCAUUUUGGGACUGGUACGAUAAUGCUCUGCGAAAACCGAUUUUAGGGAUGAACGCAGAAAACAUGAAACAAUACAUUAAAUUUGUCAUGGACUGCUUACUCAUUGACUUGGGUAGCUGUCCAGUUUAUCAUUCCAGUAACCCUUUUGACUUUGUGGAAAUAAUCUCACUUGAAGGGAAAACGAACUUUUUUGAAAAGCAUGUGUCAGAAUAUGCGAGAACCUAUGUCCAACAUUCUGAGGAUAGUGAACACAUGUUGUGA